Molecule: messenger RNA, 1393 nt
Organism: Anastrepha obliqua
Lineage: Eukaryota; Metazoa; Arthropoda; Insecta; Diptera; Tephritidae
Product: vacuolar protein sorting-associated protein 26C
Exons: 4
Coding region: 61-1011 (316 amino acids)
Biological process (GO): intracellular protein transport
Cellular component (GO): endosome
Source: RefSeq, a predicted model, not a curated record
GCGAUUGUGUGUGAGUUUAUUUUGUGUGUCCCUCGAUUGCUUGGAAAUUUAUUUAACAGAAUGAGUGCAAUUAAUUUUGACAUACGAUUAAAUAAGGAGAAUAAAAUAUAUCACGAAGGCGAGCUGUUAAAGGGAUGUGUUCAUUUUCACUGCCCAACGGAAGCCAAACACGAUGGCAUCCUCCUUACACUAGAAGGUGUGGUAAACUUACAGUUAAGCACGAAAAAUGUUGGACUUUUUGAUGCCUUUUAUAAUUCUGUAAAACCCAUAACACUGCUCAACACAACGCUCGAAUUGGCUGCACCAGGUAAAUUGUCUGCGGGCGUUUCGGAAUUCCAUUUUGAGCUCCCGUUGGUGUGCAACAAAGAACCUCGUGUACUUUAUGAAACAUAUCAUGGCGUAUUUAUCAAUAUUAAUUAUCAGCUGCGUUGCGACGUCAAACGUAGCUUUUUGGCUAAAUCAUUGCAAAAAACACAGCAAUUCUGUAUACAAUAUAAGCUAACGCCGGUGGACACCAAAGUGCUGCCCGCAACAGAAGUGAAUUUCAGCAUAAGUCCGGAGACGUUGCAAAAAUCUGCAAAGGAGCGCAUAAAUAUACCACGAUUUCUGAUAACUGGCAAACUAGAUCAUACCGAGUGUUGUGUAACGCGACCAUUGACAGGACAGUUAACAGUACAGCACACGGAAGUGGCUAUAAAGUCAAUUGAACUGCAAUUAACACGAGUGGAAACCUGUGGCUGCACGGAGGGUUAUUCCAAAGAUGCGACAGAAAUUCAAACUAUACAAAUUGCAGAUGGCAACGUUUGCCCGAAGCUGGAAAUACCUAUUUAUAUGAUUCUACCGCGUUUAUUCACUUGUCCGACAUUGAUUACAAAGAAUUUUAAAAUAGAGUUUGAGUUGAAUUUACUAGUCAUUUUCAAGGAUGAUUACGUUGUUACCGAGAACUUCCAAAUUGUCUUAAAACGUACAGCGCCACCGGGUGAUACUAAAGUAAAUAAUGCUUGCAUUUAAAAUGGAAUAUCUAUGCGUUUGCAGGCAUUCCGAUUGACAAUAAGUCCGAAAAGUUUUCCUUCUUAGGGAAGGAAGCAAAUAUCAUUGAGUUCUUUAUCACUUGCUUGUGCACAUAUAUCAAUUAAGAAUAGUAAGAAAAUAUAUAUUAGCGUGUAAAAAACACAUAUUUUACCGUUAUUCUAUACUUGGCAACUGAUGUCAAUUUAGAUGAAAAGGAUUUUUUGUACCAAACACAAUGAAGCAAGUUGACUGAAUGAAGGUAACUAACUUUACUACAGAAAUUAAGCAAUCAAUUAUAAAUGUUAGAUUGUAGAAUCUAAAAUUCAUUGCAUAUACAUAAGAAUUUUGGCUCUAUCCAUUAAUAAAUAAGAAUUACUUUUUA